Molecule: messenger RNA, 1188 nt
Organism: Marmota monax (woodchuck)
Lineage: Eukaryota; Metazoa; Chordata; Mammalia; Rodentia; Sciuridae
Exons: 3
Coding region: 16-672 (218 amino acids)
Source: RefSeq, a predicted model, not a curated record
GGCCGCGCCGUCACCAUGGUGACCUCCUCUUCCUGCUCGGGCUCCCAGGCGAUCAGCUGGGGACAGGCCAGCAAGAACGUUCGAGAAGAGGCUGGGCCAGUGGACAGCGUCCAGGAGCCCAGGUCCAGGGGUCCCUUGUCCCCAGGAAGGGAUAGCCCUCAGGCUCCCGAGGCCCGUGGCCCCGUGUUCACUCUGAGGGACCCCACACGGGAGGCAUUUUACCAGGACCAGCUCGGUAACUGGCAGGCUCAGUACAAAACUAAAACGAAGAGAUCCUUGUUCAAAAGGAAUCCCAAGAUGUUUGGGCCAAUGCGCGGUUGCAGACCUAAGAAGACGCCCUUUACUUCACAGGAUCUCACUCAGUUGCCCGGGCUGGCCUUCCACUGGACCUGCUUCUGCCUCAGCCCUGCGAGUCACUGGACUGUAGGCCUGGCCACCCGGCCCUGCCACUCGGCUGGCAACUUGGUUUGUGGGUGUCCCUCUUAUGCUCCCACAGUUGCUCCCCAUCAGGAUUUAGUCUUACAGUCACCUGGAGGUGGGGCGUCUGCACCUGGGAACGCAUGCUGCCUGCGAACCCCCCCGUCGGCUGCCUCGGCCUGGCCCCCCUGGUCCCCCUCCUGCUCUCUCACCCCACGCCCUGUUUCCUGGCCCUUCAUCUGUCUCCCACAAUGACAGCUGGCCUCAGAGAUUCCUCGUUUAUUUGAAGUUGAUUAAAUAGCAAUUAAUGGUGAAAAGCUACACUCGAUGAGUUUUAAUAAGCACGGGUAUUUAUAGAUAUAAAACAAUACCACGCCAACGUCUCCGAUUAACUCACGCCCGUAACAAUGCUUAAUCUUCUCCUUUUCAGGCCUGAGUGUUUACAAAGGAUGUUUUGAAAUUUAAUUGAUAUUGUGAAAAGAUAGCCUAUAGCCAGUUAAUUAGACACUAAUUAGACCCUAAAAAUACUAAUCAGAAAUACUAAGUGGCAUUUAAUAAGUAUGUUAAAUAUCCUCUUUAUUUCAGUUAUCUUGUUUCAUAGCAAUUAAAUUGCCGAACUUCUUUGGAGUAGAUGAAGAAACAAGUUUAAUGUUUUAAUUUAAUUUAAUUAAUGUAAAUUUGAAUUAAUUACGCUGUUGGAAUUAAUUGUGUGGUGUGUUCCCUAGCAAGUGUAAAAUUUGGGUAAAUAUUAUUUUAUUGGGCUCACGCCAA